Messenger RNA from Galleria mellonella (greater wax moth), 8264 nucleotides. RefSeq names its product transcription factor RFX3 (gene Rfx). Gene Ontology annotation, molecular function: RNA polymerase II cis-regulatory region sequence-specific DNA binding; DNA-binding transcription factor activity, RNA polymerase II-specific. Lineage: Eukaryota; Metazoa; Arthropoda; Insecta; Lepidoptera; Pyralidae. Gene Ontology annotation, biological process: regulation of transcription by RNA polymerase II. The record is from RefSeq and is a predicted model, not a curated record. The transcript is spliced from 16 exons. The coding region runs from base 525 to 2669 and encodes 714 amino acids.
UUCUUUAGAAAUAUCGAUAGAAAUUGAUUUUGUUUGCGCAUGCGUAAUUUUUUCUUUAUUUAAAUUUAUAUAAACAAAGGGUUACUUAUAAAUACAAAUGGUUAUGAAGUAAGACAUUACGUGAUGAUAUAUAGUGAUAUUUAGUACUUAAAUUUUCGAAUACAUAAAAAUUACAAAAUAACCAAAAAUGUUUUUUUUAGCGAUGCAACACAAGCGCCCUCUUUUGACAUCCUAAUUUCGACUUUUGGUUGGCCGGGGAGUCCGUAGCCUAGGAAACGGGUGUAGCUACAAGACAACAACAUUGAUGUCAAUUUUCUUAUCACGUUACAUAAAAAUUAACUCAUAGAUCCAACAGAUAUCGAGCUAAAGCUUUUAAUUAGUUUUUUAAUCUUGUCGCAAUUUAAAAGUGUUUUUUACAAAUCCAGAGGCAAUGAGGUUUUUGACAGUUCAAAGUAUGGCUGGCAGACUUUGAGUGCGCCGGCGACGAGGUGCUCGUGGAGUCGUCGCCGCCUGCCUCCCCCAACAUGGCGGCGCGGCUCGCGGGCCCCACGCAGGGUGCGGGCGCGGGCGGCGGCGCGUCGCCGAGCACUGUCCGCGAGCUCAUCGUCAUACCGGAGAUACCUAACUCCAUACAUCUGCAGCACGCUAUCCAGCAGGUGUCCAGCACCGUGGUGGAGGUGAACGGCGACAGUUCAGGCCACUCGAGCCCCACUGCAGAGGCGCAGCACACCUACAUCACCGUGUCUAUGCAGGGCGCAUGGAAUCAAGUCGGUCCGCAGCUAGUCAAGCUCGAGGAACAGAGUGAUCAAGAAAGCAAGUGCGAGGGCGGAAAUGGGGUCAAUUACCACGUCCAGUAUGUGGAGCCCCAAGACAUUUACACGCAGAACCAUCAGCCACAAAUGGAGCAGCUACGUACGUACCCGGUGUACGGCGUGGCGACGGUGGGCGGCGCCGCGGCCGCCGACGGCGCCGCCGCCGACGGAUGGCCGCCCGCCGCUUCCGCUGCCGAGUACACGGCCUAUGGCGUCGUGGUGGCGGGAGAAGAGGCAGAAGCGGAGGCGGAGGGCGAGGCGGCGGCGUCGCCGGCGUCGCCCGCCGCGGCCGCCGGUGCCGCGCCGCAGCCGCCGCGCAUGCCGCCCGCCACCGUGCAGUGGCUACUCGACAACUACGAGACCGCCGAGGGCGUGUCGCUGCCGCGCUCGACGCUGUACGCGCACUACCUGCGGCACUGCGCGGCGCACCGCCUGGAGCCGGUGAACGCGGCGUCGUUCGGCAAGCUCAUCCGCUCCGUGUUCGUGGGGCUGCGCACGCGCCGCCUCGGCACGCGCGGCAACUCCAAGUACCACUACUACGGCAUCCGCGCCAAGCACCCGCACCACCACCACCACGCGCCCGACGCCGCCGACGACGACGACAAGGCCGACCUCGCCGACCAGGAGAGUCGUGAUCGCGAGUCCGAGUCGAGCCCCGGGGGGCUGGCGGGGCUGGGCGGCGGCGUGGCGGGCGCUGGCGGCGCGGGUGUCGCGGGCGGCGCGGCGCUGGCCGGCAUCGCGCACCGCCAGUACUUGGGCGCGGUGGCGGCGCCCGAGCCGCCCGACCUGCAGCUCGACCGCCUGCCCGACGGCGUGUCCGCCGCCGCGCUGCAGGCGCUGCGCGACCACCACCGGACGUACGGCGCGGAGUUCCUGGAGGCGGCGGCGGCGCUGGAGGCGGGCGCGGCGGAGCGCGCGCGGCGCGCGUUCUGGCGGCGCGCCGCCGCCGCGCUGGGCCGCCGCGCGCUGCGCCGCCUGGCCGCGCGCCGCGCCCUCGCCGCCUGGCUGCGCGCCGCCGACCUGCGCCUGCACCAGCGCGCCGUCGACAUGCUGCUGCCCGACGUGCUGCGGCCCAUCCCGCCGCAGCUCACGCAGGCGAUCCGCAACUUCGCGAAGAGCGUGGAGGGCGCGCUGCUGUCGGGCGGCGCGGGCGCAGGCGGCGCGGGCGUACGGGCCGUGCGCGCGGGCGCGGGCGCGGCGGCGGCGCUGGCGGCCGCGCUGCGCCGCUACACCUCGCUCAACCACCUGGCGCAGGCCGCGCGCGCCGUGCUCACCAACCACAACCAGAUACAGCAGAUGGUGUCGGACCUGAGCCGCGUGGACUUCCGCGUGGUGCGCGAGCAGGCGGCGUGGGCGUGCUCGUGCGGCGGCGCGGGCGGCGCGGGCGGCGCGGGCGGCGCGGCGCGGCUGGAGGCGGAGUUCAAGGCGACGCUGGCGCGCGGCGCCGCGCUCGAACAAUGGGCUGUUUGGCUUGACGGAUGCGUGCGCACCGCGCUCGCCCCGCACGAGCGACGCGCGGACUUCGAGCCGCGGGCGCGGCGGCUGCUGCUCGACUGGUCCUUCUACUCGUCGCUCGUCAUACGCGAGCUAACGCUCAGGUCGGCGGCGUCGUUCGGCUCGUUCCACCUGAUCCGGCUCUUGUACGACGAGUACAUGUUCUACCUGGUGGAGCACCGCGUGGCCGCACACCUCGACACGCCACCCAUCGCCGUCAUGCAGCGCUUGCCCGAGGAGGAUGAUGAUCAAUCGGAGGACAAGGAGUCGUCGCGUGAAGGCGACGAUGACGACGACUGGGACUGGGAGGACGAGGACGAGGAGGAGGACGAGCCGGACGCCAAGAAGACCAAACUGCACUGACUCGUGUACGUCGCCCUCUAUAUGUACGCAGUAACACCAGUGUUUCUCCAAGUGGGUGGAUAAAAACAUUACAACGCCAUCUAGUCUAUUUAAGUUAAAGUAAAUUGUAAAAAUAUUAUUGCAUACAAUAAAUGCACUAUAGAUCAUUUGAAAGACUCCACCGCUACUAGGUGGCGGUAUUGCCCCGUUGGUAAUCAAUGUUUUAACAAAAACUAGACCAAACAUGGGUUAGACUUAUUUUCAGUACAUGAUUUUGUACUAACAGUGUUUGUGAUAAAUUAAAAGAAAAAAAUAGAAAUUUUUUUUUUCUUCGAUGAUAUUUUAAUUUAUCAUAAUUCAGUAGCAGAUAGGAUAACUUAAAGACAUUCCUAUCUAAACAUAGAUAUACAAUUGUAAUAAAUAUAAUGGCGAUGCAGUCUGGUCAGUCCAGUUUACGUCGCUUUUGUCGUACACGAUGGCUUCAGAUUUCAUAGCAUUUCUGUGUCCUUCGAAGCAUGAGGCAAGUGAUAAACUUAUUAAAUAAAAGAUAUUAAGUUAGAGGUUUGUGUUGCGAUACGAUAUUAGAUUCCCAGGAUCAUCAUAUCAGCUAUUAAUUGGUUACUGUCCAUUGCUGAACAUGGGUUGCCCCAUAAAGAGGGUUUGUAUCUGUAGUUGUCACGUUUUGUAGUUGGCUACUGUAAGUUUUUUUUAUGGGUGAAAAUGGAGUGGUAACCCCGCCUGCUCUAACGGGAUACGCUGGCGUAGCACCAGUUAAGGAUGAUAGAUGAGAAUGAAAACAGGGCAGUUAGCCCAUCAUGAUGAAUUCAUCAGGAAUGAACCAUGAUAGUUUCCAGGGGUAACCGCGAGGAGGCCGACCUGGUUGGGUAUAUUGCUAGCAAUGGGAUUCUCAGUCUCCAUUACUAACAAUCCCUUUUCCCCUGGCAACUGCAGGUUAGUUGUUGAUAUUUUAAUAGGGACGCUUUUGUUCAACCUUCGACCAUUAAUCUCCCUUAAUCGCCUUUUACAACACCCACAGGAAAGGAAGGGGUGGCUUAUUUGAUACCGGGACCACAUGGUAAAUUUUUUAGGUAGACUCCCAGGAUGCUGAAUGCAUAUUAUAGAAUAUCUAUGUUAGUAUGUUUGUAACAUGCAGUUACGAUAACUGGUCUUAUUUACGUCUUUAAAUUCAGAAAUAAAUGUAAAUUUUUUAAAUCCUCAAACACAACUUUUUAAAUAAUACAAUACAAUAAAUACAUAAAUAAAUUCAGAAUUUAUUACAUCUGGUAAUAAAUUUUAUAUUUGUCAAAACAACAGGCAAUAGUAGUUAGUAAUUUUGAGUGUUUGAAACUUUCAAGUGAUAUUUCAAAACUAAAUUUCAACUGUAACAUACCUGUAUUAUAUUAUAGUAUUUCGGAUACAUAGACAUCUUAACGUAAUCACUCGGAAUUGAAAAUUAUUUGUCAUUACUGCUCAUGUCUAUAGGCGACGGUUAUCACUUUCCAUCAGGUGGGCCGUCAGCUUGUUUGCCAUUCUAAGUUGUAUAAAAUAUAAUAAGCUUUUUUACGCAUCUUUAUCUGAUUUAACUAUAAAAAAUUGUUGAUUGCAAAAUUCAUUUAUUUAGUCUUCUGAGUUUGUCUCUGUGUACGAUUUAAUUUGCAUAAUAUCGAAUGUGAUUUGCUCAACUUUUUUUUUUACUACCAAGUCAUAUUUUUUUCUGUUUAUUUUGUACUGUUUUUUUUUUUAUGUAAUUGUAUCUGUAAAUUAUAUAAAUAAUUUCCAAUGAACAACACGAGACUAUGACAAUGAUAGAAAUAUAUUAAUAUAUAUGUAUUAAUAAAAUCCAUAUAUACGGGUUUUUUAAUAACAUUUACACACAUGUUUUAAUUGGUGCAACAAAACAGUUUUAUUUCACCAAUAAUAAAAAUUAAUUGUAUUUCAAAAUAAAAAUGCAGUCAAGAUUGCCAAUAUAAGGAUAGACAGAGCUAUUUUGUUAUACAUUCAUAUUGUCGAAUAUAAUAUUUAACUUGUUUAUAAUACGCCAUCGAAUUAAAAAAAAAAUUAUCGUAUCAAGAGACAAACCUGUUACCGUGUCUCGAAUUGUUUUUAUCGGAGUAUUGAUAGAAAACUGAAUUUGACACUAUUUGAAUGAUCGAAGACGUCAUUUACUCAUCUCGUCUUAUGUACUGAGUGAGCGUGCUCGACGCUCGUCUAUUCUCAACUUUAUUGUAUAUUUGUACAUAGGUACGCACUAGCUCGUCAUAGUUAUAUGAUACAAUUAUAAAUAUAUAAACCAAAGAAACUCGAGUCACUUGUCUAUCGUAUGAUUUGCUCAGGAUAAAUUUGAAAAUUCAAAUCCAUUUAAAUAUCCAUUCGUAGUGGUAUUUUUGAAGUCGUUUCAAAUCAUAAAAUAUUUGACCUACACAACUGAAAUUUGACAGAUUCCUUGUAGUUAUGGGGAUUCGAUAUCAAUUUAAUUUGUUUUUCCUUUUCUCUUCAUAAAAGUAUAAAUAAGACAAUAGUUAGGUCAUUAGUUACAAGUAAAGAACUUUUGGAGAAUUUAGAUCCUGCAAACUUCAGAGUCUAUUUAGUAAUGGACUCUGAAGAUUAUAAGGACUUAAGGCUCCAAGUGUUUGCUAUUAAAAGCGUUUUUAAUUUUAGCUUACCUAUUGAAGGGUCGCAACACCGCAAUUAUCUGCCAAUUUCAAUGUUUCAGAUUGAUUAUUUGUAAAGUGCUCUGCUACCGAACUGGAACGUUAAUCAUGCAAUAUUAUUAUUAAGCAGUCACCGAAAAAUGGGUUUUAAAUAAUAAAAAAUAUUUGUGAAAUUCCAAAGUGAAAUAUAAAGUAGGUGUUAAGUGUUUAGUGUUUAGAUUUAAAUGUAACAUAUUAUAUGAUUAACGCUUUAGUUCAGUAACAAUUGAUAGAUAAUUGUGACGUUGCUCUACUUAGGUUAGCUACAUUAUAAACGGUCUUAAAGUAAUAAAAAAAAAAUUAUUAUAGUUCAUUACCCUUGGGAUCUCAAAAAUUGUACAUUUUAUAAUAAUUUUGCUUACCGAUAUAACUAAAAUUCAUUAAUUUUAGAAAACAUGUCAGAACAGUUGUUCUAUUUUUAAAAUUAAUGAAUUUUAAAGAUGUGUCGUAUUAGGCCAGAAUCUUCGGUGUACCAAUAUUCUACAAUGGCUAUCAUUAUGUGAUACCGACUCAUCUAGACCAUCGACACUCACUCGUACCCUUGCAUUAUGGUCAACCAAUAUUGUGUAUUUCAUGUAUAAUUGCGAUCAUUAGUAAAUUAAAUGUAAAAUUGGUGUUACCAUAUUUUGGCCUAAGUUAGAAUGUUUCUUAGAAAGUAUAAGGCUAAAUUAUUAGUUAAUAAAUUAUUUAUUAGAUGUAUUCGGAAGUCAAACGAUGACGAGACUAAAUACCAAAGGACGUUGCAAUUUUAGACUGUUAAUAGGUAAAAUAAAAUUUCAAAAAUGUGAAGCAUGUUCUUCGAAAAAUUUUUAACUUGCUCUAAUUAAUUAUAAGAAUUUCGUUAUGGCUGUUUGGCUAGGGAACAUUAAACGAUUAGAGAAAAAAAAUCAUGACCAUAGAUAGAUCUAUAGUUGAAGUGUGAUGCAACGUUCAUAAAUUUACGUCUGGUGUGCAAUAUUUAUAAUUAUUUAAAUUAUUUCUAGCUGAGAAUAUUAGUUUUUUUUUUUUUAAUUUAUCAUUAAUUAUGGAUCGAUAUAUCGAUAUGUAUAAUAUCUUUAAAUUUUAUUAUUUCUCUUGCAUAUAUUGGUAAUACUGACUUUUAGCUUUGAUUGUAACUCUUAAAAAUUUUGUAGCUUUGCCUAUGAAGCCAAAGGAAAAAAGGCCAAAAAAGCUGAUACCAUUUUUAAUAGGCUCUUAAACUGUCUAGAGGCCAGUUGUGGGUUUCGUUUUAACAUUCAGUACUUGUAAAUCUGUUUUCAUCAUUACGGUAAUCGUUAUUCCUUUCGGGGACAAUGUUACUUGUUAUAUUGGUAUCCAUGUUAGGUGUAAAUUUUUAUUUCAGUAAAAGUCAGUGUUUGCCAAUUUAUAGCAACAACUGUGUAGAAUUCAAAUUAAUAUCAAUCUUUGUCUAACAUUUAGUGAUCAAAAGAAAUUAAGAAUAUUACCAAAGCGACACACGUUAGAUUUCUCUAGUUACUUAUUUUUUUGAUUAUACUACAUAAUGAUACUACAUUAUAAUCUAUUUUUAUAAAAAAAAAAACGCAGUCUGACUGCCUUCGUUGUUGCCUUAUGAACACUUUUACCUCGAAUUGCUACGUAAUUUGGUAAAACCGCAAUGGUUGUGUUUAAUAGCAAAUAAAUGUAAAAAUCAAUGUUGUGAUUAAUUUCGAUGAAAAAUUAAUAUUAAAUAAACAAUUUGUGUAUGAGAAUGUGCAUUUGAAUGGCAACAGAUAUGUUUCAUUAUCGCUCACAUAGACAAUAGUGUCAUGAUGUUUACUGAAAAUAAAAAUAAAUGUAUGUAGUUUAGAAUUAAUAUAAAAAUAAAUCCUAUUUCAUAACUAGAAUAUCAGUGUUGGCUGGUCAGUGCCUACAAAAUAAAAGAAAAAUAUUUUAUUUUUAAAGUAUUAUUAAGGUAAUAGGAGUCACAGUCCACAACAAUGCCUUCAUUGAUUAGAGAAAUAUUAUCGAUUAUGAGUCUUCAAUUUAUGUUUCUCAUUUUUUUUUUACUGAAAAUAUGUAUAUUUUUGCAUCAUUAUGUGAUGGAAUUGCACUAAAUUUAUUAAAUGUCAUUAUUAAUUAAGGUUGCUCAAGUAUAUAUGUCAAAAGUGAUAAGUAUAUAGCAUUAUACUAUUUUUGACAACUAGGUUCAUAUCAGACACACCAAAAAUAUAUGUCAUAAACUAUGUAAAUUUAAAAAUAAUUUAGUCGUCAUUCGGAAAUAUUUGAUGUAAAUUCUUGAGCAAUUUGAAACUAUUAAGUGUUGGUAUCCAGAGACCAUACCAUUUAAUGUAACCAUAGAUAAUAGAUAGGUUAUGUAUUAAGUGUCUUGGUAAUUUACGGGCUGACUGUAGCUAAAUGAUAAUGAAAAUGUAGAUAUUUAAAUUUUUUUGUAACAGUACUGAGAUCAGAUAUCUUAAUUCGAAACGUUACUCUGAUCUCACCAUAAAUAUCAAUUUACCUAUGAUGUGUCAUAAAGAAACGAAUAUAUUUCUUUAGCUACAGUAUUUGGUCUGACACACGAGCUUAAAAACUUUUGUACCAAUAUAGGUAAGUGUCUAUUGAUUUGUUCCAUUAUCAAAUGUUUAAAACGGAGCAACGAAUUUUUGGACUGCAUUCCUGGUGUAAUUUAUUGUUUUUCAUAUAUUUUCAAUUAUUGUAAUGUUAAAAAGAUUAUUUUUAUCGCCUUGCACGUACAUAUUAGAACUGAUUUGAAAUUUGGUAAUUACUGCCCUAUGUUUGUGAAAGAUCUUAAGUUUCUAGUCAUUUGAAAUCUACGCAGGAGUGUAGUCUAGAAGCCUGGAGUGACUAUGUUAGCUUAUAAGUAAUAUAUUAAUGUUGUAUAUGUUAAGAUUCAGACGAGUUAAAUGAUUUGUAUGUGGAUGAACAGGCGAUGUACUGAUGUCAGAAUAAACUAGUCAUGUGUUUA